AUGCCGGACGGCAGUUUCGCACUAGGGGUGCCAGUACAGCAACCUAGUGCCGGGCUUUCGGUACCCAGGAGCGCCGGGGCGGCGGAACCAAAGGGCGUCGCGACUUCGGAGCCAAAGAGCGACAGUACCACGGAACAGAAAACAACGGUAACCAUGGAGAGCGACCUUGCGGCCAUCACCGUUUCGUCGAGAAUAGCACCAUUCUGGAGAGAUAUGCCCAAGCUUUGGUUUACGCAGUUGGAGGCAAUAUUAGCACCGCAGAAACUAGGACAGGAAGCAAAGUUUGACCUGGUAGUUAGCAAGUUGGGCAAGGAAGAGCUGAGCACCGUGGGCGAUUUAUUGGACAACGCCACGGGGAGGAGUUACGAGACCCUCAAGACCCGGCUCAUUUCGGCUUUCCAGGAGAGCGCGGACCGCCAGUUUAACAGGUUGGUCAAAGAAAUGGAGUUUGGGGAGCAGAAGCCUUCGCAGUUAUACAGGAGAAUGGCCGAGGCGGCCAGGAAUGCCGAUGUUUCGGACGACACGGUGAAGAGGCUGUGGUUACAGAGAUUGCCAAUAGCGACGAGGGCGAUCCUUACGGCAGUCGGAGAAGAAACAAAAUUAGAAGAUCUGGUGUCCAUGGCGGACAAGAUAGUAGAGUCCAUGGGCUCAGGGGCGGUCGCGACUGUAGCAGCCCCGGCAGCCCAAACAACAGCGUCGUUGAACGCAGUAACAAGCGAUUUAAUUGGGGAAUUUAGAAAGAUGGCCUUGGAGCUGAACCAGCUCAGAGGAGAGGUGAGUGAGCUCCGGUCGAGACCGCGGGAACGAGACUUCAGGCAAAAUAGGAGCCGAUCACGUUCAAGGUCGACCGUCCUGAGAAGAAAACCGGACUGGCUGUGUAGAUAUCAUUUUAAGUUCAGAGAGAACGCGCGCGGAUGCAUCCAGCCGUGCGCCUGGGGGAGGCAGCAGCAGUCGGCAGGCGUGGCGCCGCCGACAGCAUACGCUUGGCAGCCACCGCAGGGAAACUAG
Cydia splendana is the source of this 1008-nucleotide messenger RNA. RefSeq lists its product as uncharacterized. The transcript has a single exon. The coding region runs from base 1 to 1008 and encodes 335 amino acids. NCBI's taxonomy places the organism in Eukaryota, Metazoa, Arthropoda, Insecta, Lepidoptera, Tortricidae. The record is from RefSeq and is a predicted model, not a curated record.